AUGACGUUGUCUGAUGAAGACGCUAAAGGGCAAGUUGUCAACAGCAAGGAACGAAUUGACGACCAGACGAAAUCCAAAUGGCAUGCUCAAGUUUUUGUCUACACUGGAGGUAACCAGAAGGUUCCUCAUGACGUUGUCCGUGGGCGCAUCCACCCAAGCUGCAAGCGAAUCGAGAAGGAGGCAUUCAAAGAGCGGGAAUCUCUGCUUGCGGUGGAAUUCUCAGUGGGGCUUCAAGAGAUCUGCGACGGAGCCUUUAAAGAAUGUGCAGGUCUGGAAUACAUCGUCACACCAUCGACAUUGAAGAAAAUUGGAGCAAGUGCGUUCUUUGGCUGCCUCAAUAUGAAAUUUAUAAAAUUGAAUCGACGUCUUGAGCACAUUUCCACGUCGGCCUUCAAGGAAUGCUGCGCCCUCGAGAUUGUGCAUCUCCCCCCAACAGUGUCAAAGCUUGGUGCUUUUGCAUUUUCAAAGUGUUGCCUAUUGAAGGAGGUGGCUCUGAGUCGAGCCUUGAAGAAAGUCCACAAAGGAACGUUCGAUGACUGUCCGGAGCUCGAUUUGAUUGUGAAACAGAAUUACACUCUCUUUGCUGCUGGUGAACCGACCGACGUCAAAAUCGACACCAACCACAGAAAAGCUUCGAAAGAUGUUUUUGACAAACUCGAGAAGUUGAUUGCAGAGCGAAAGAAGAAACAAGUGAACGAUCAGGGCGAUUCCAAGCCGACGAUUCAAACGGCAUCCAAUGAAGAUGGAAAACCUGCGGAAACUUUGAAUAUCGGGAAUGCGCUGAAGGAGAAAGAGAAGGAGCUUGCAAAUUUGCAUGCCACACUGGAACGAAAAACAGAAGAAUUUAAUGCGCUACAGUCCGACAUGGAAGGCAAGCUGAAGAAACUCACUGACGACAACGAAUCCAUGAAAGACAAACUGCAGAAAGCAACAGAAGAAAACGAAUCUACGAUAGAAGCCAAUGUGACGUUGGAGCAAGAGAAUGAAUGCACGCGCAAGGCAUACAAUGACAUCGAGUCGAAGCUCAAUGAAACGGAAUCGAAGCUCCAAUCCACAAAGGAUUUCUUGGAGAGGGAAAAGUGUGAAAAGGCGGGAACUGUGGAAAGGCUCCUAGAAAUCACUGCCAAUUAUCGUGCAUUGAAGGCAGAAAAUGUGAGAUUGCAGAAAGAGAAGGAGGAUAAAGAUGCUAGCCUCCUCAAGACAACUGAAAAGGUUGGUGCUUUACGAGAACAAAUCAAAACAUUGCGGAAGCAGGAACAUCGCCGAGGCCAUGAUUCUGUUGUGUCGGCGGAUGACACCGUCCCAAAUGACCUGGAAGGCAUAUCGAUUGGAUUGGAUAGUUCGCAAUCGCGAACUGCUAGGUCUAAGGUAUCUUCGGUCACGGGAGGUGAACAUUUUGAGUCCUGUGCAGAAGACCUGGAAUCGUCAGCGAAGCGAUCUUGGCAAUCGACUCGGAAGCGCAAGAGAACACCAAAGGAAGCAUCGACAAAGUCUCCGGAAAAUUGUGUGAAGCAUGUAAAAGCAUUGGAACAACGUCUAGCAAAGAUGAAGAAGAACUUGCAGACUACUGAAACUGAAGCUGAAGGUGAAACAAAUGAUACCAAUGAAUCUCAGAGUGGAUAG
This is a messenger RNA of Cylindrotheca closterium, 1623 nucleotides long. The record is from the annotation of a GenBank genome assembly. NCBI's taxonomy places the organism in Eukaryota, Bacillariophyta, Bacillariophyceae, Bacillariales, Bacillariaceae.